CCGGUGUGGGCACCUGAGCGGUUCGGUGUUUCGUGCGGCUCAUCAGUAUCGCGUUGCGUUGACGUUGCUGAACGCCUCUUUGCUUGAUUGUUAGGCGCUCGAACACCUGCUGUUGCCUUGAGUUCCUCGUUCUGGCUAAUUUGGACGGCGAUGGACGUGCCUUUGGAAUCGUCAUUAGCCUCGCAAGAAAUUACCGCUGCGGACGACAUUUACGCGGCCAAAACAACGUAACUAACCUCAAGUCUGCUUCGAGCGUAUAAGUUGUUUCGGACGCAUCAAGGAGAGUACAGAUGGCAAUGGAGAUUGUCGUGACUCCAGCCGAAGAAGCGCCCCUGACAGAGGAGGAGAGUCGACACUCCUCGGACAGCUGCUCACCGCCGCCGCAGAUCAUGUGCAGCAACCAUAGUUACAUGGGCGUUCACUCUGGCGCCUUCCUGGACAUGCACAGCACCAUGGAAGUCUCCACGUCGGUGGUGCUCAGCUUCUGUCGGGAGAACGUGCUCCGCCACUACUUCCGACUCCUCUCCAUGGUCGGCUGGCGGCCCCUGGUGGACGCCAGCGAGCACGAGCGCUGCCAGCCUGCGCUGCAGACGCUCAACAUAAUGUAUAACGUGGUCGUCUUUGUCGUGCUCGUGAUGGGACACCUGCUGCAGUACGCGUCCUGCUUCCGCAGGGACGGCAUCGUCAACUACCGAUCACCGGCGCUCCACUUCCACACCCUCAAACACUACGGCUGGGUCGAAGGAACUGACGCGACAUGUGGAGGCAGCUGGUUCGCCGUGUACGUCCUACCCGCGACAAUGCAGGUCUCUGCGUACGUAGUCGCCUUCGUGCAUAUGCGCUCGCACGAGAACGAGCAGUUCCAGGCGCUCGUGGAAAAGGUGUUCCUGCAGCUGACCGCCACCGGCGUCUGGAAUGCCGCCAGGAAGCGCAUAACGCGCCGUCUCCAUGCGGUCUACGCCGCCGGAGUGCUCUGGAUCGUCGCCUCGGUGGCGUCGCAGGUGCUCAACAUCUACGCCGGUGGCACGCUUAACUUCGAGUGGAUCUACGUCUCCGAGGGCGACGAGGACGUGCACUACUUCCUCCUCGUGGCGCUCGUGGUGAUGCUCAUGUUCCACGACGUCGUGGGCAUGACCAUCGCCACAAGCUACGCCAUCCAUUGCCAGCUAGUGCUCGUCUAUCUGCAGAACAUGUCUCAGGCCGUGCGCGAGAGGCGGAUGACGUUCCUCGAGUUCUACCGCGGCGUCGGGGAGGCCCGCAAGAGCGUCCGGUAUCUCAACAAGACGCAAGCGCUCGGGGUGACGGUGCAGACGACGUGGGUAGCCUCUAGGACGGUGGUCUGCUUCUACGCCCUGCUAGGCACGCCGUGGAUGCAGUGGCAGCGUUUCGUGGCCGCCUGGCUCAACGUCGCCGUCUGGUUCUCGCUCCUGCUCAUUCCCCUGGUGCAGGCAAGUCGGCUCAGCUCUGUAUGCAACCACGUCAGGGAAGUUGGGCUGGAGCUGCUGGCGCGCCCUUUCGGCUACGCCAAUGAGCCGCAGUCGGACCUGGACACGUUCCUCCUCUUCACGUCGUCCCUGAGGAUGCAGGCCAAGCUCUGCGCCCUGCCCGUAACAAAGCGCACGGUCGUAUUCGUGUUCCUGUUUAUAGGACUCAGCUUGUUCAUAUCCGUGCAGCUUGACAUCGUUCAUUUUAGGCCUUAGGCGAUGCUUCGGAGACUUGUGCUACAGCGUGUUAACUUAAAGAAUUUUCUUUGUUCGUCUUUCUGUUCUUUUUUACAAUUUGCAUGUGCUUAAAAGGAGCUUAACGCUUUGCAACUUCCCCUAAGAAACUUGUACAAAAGCCGCUGCAAACAAAAUUUCCAUAGCGAGCUGUCCGAUUUGAAUGUUACUAAAGAUGCGCAGCGUUUAGUUCCCAAUCCAGUUUACUGUGCUGUUUCUGUUAGCGCACAACCAGUAUCUCAUCCCGUGCACGGUCGUCGGUAAAAGAGAUUAUCACAGGUGGCUAGCAGCUGUAGUGGCAAAGUUCCCGUAAGAGGCGCUAUGUUUAAGAAACCAUCGACAGCGAGAGUUCAGGGCAGCACUGCUCGGAAAAUAUAUGUAAUGGCCCAUUUUCACUCACAAAUAUAAAGGAAUGACGCAGAAUGCCUUGUUAGAAUGCCUCGGCGAAAGGACAAAAAAGAAUUGCAAGCGGAUAAUGACUCUCUCAAAGAACACAAGAUUGAAGAGAACAUUGCCAUCGGUGUGCUCCUAAAACCAUAAAGCUGUCGUCAUGAGCUGGUAUCGUCAUGAGCUGGUAUCUUCCCACUUCGGCCACCGGUCAUUUGUGCUACUAAUUGUUUUUCAAGAACUGUACCUAUUUUAUCGUGAACAUUUUAUUUCUGUGAACAUCUAUUGGUUUUAUCAGAUUAAAUGCAUUUCAAGUCCAGGAA
Dermacentor andersoni is the source of this 2428-nucleotide messenger RNA. RefSeq lists its product as uncharacterized. NCBI's taxonomy places the organism in Eukaryota, Metazoa, Arthropoda, Arachnida, Ixodida, Ixodidae. The record is from RefSeq and is a predicted model, not a curated record.